Messenger RNA from Acanthoscelides obtectus, 1014 nucleotides. Lineage: Eukaryota; Metazoa; Arthropoda; Insecta; Coleoptera; Chrysomelidae. The record is from the annotation of a GenBank genome assembly.
AUGGAACUCAACCGAGAACAUUUUCGUGCCAUAAUUUAUUACAACUUUCAGAGACAAUUAUCGCAACAAGAAUGCCUUGCUGAGUUACUGUCUGUUUUUGGCAACGAAGUGCCACAUCAGUCGACAAUUUCCUGUUGGUAUGGAGAAUUCAAACGUGGACGGGUGAGUCUUAGCGACGAUCCCAGGGUGGGUGCACCAAAAAUGGCAGUAACCCAGGAAAACGUCGAUGCUGUGCGCAAACUCAUCAUUGAAGAUAGACAUGUGACAUAUCGCGAGAUUGAGGUGUCCUUGAAGAUCUCAAAGACAUCAAUUCAAAAAAAUUUACAUGAAGAAUUAGGAGUAAGAAAAUUAGUUUCUCGUUGGAUACCCCACCUGUUGACUAAAGAGCAGAAAGCAGCCAGGGUUUAUUGGUGUCAAAAAACGCUUGACCGUUUCAAUUCCGGAAACUCAAAAAAUGUGUACAGCAUUGUUAGUGGUGAUGAAUCGUGGAUUUACUGUUAUGAACCAGAAAAUAAACGACCGUCGGCUCCAACAAAAAUCAUCCGUUCUCGAAGUGUUUCGAAAAAGAUGGUCGCGACAUUUGUGUCAAAAGCGGGUCAUAUUGCAACAAUUCCUCUUAAUGAGCAAAGAACUGUUACUGCAGAUUGGUAUACCACCAUUUGUUUGCCAAAAGUCAUCACUGAGCUUCGAAAAAUCAGCCCCGAAAGAAGAAUCAUCCUCCAACAAGACAAUACAAGCUCGCACACAGCCCAAAAAACAAGGCAGUAUUUAACGGAAGAAAACAUGGAAUUAUUGGACCAUCCUCCAUAUAGCCCCGAUCUAAGUCCUAACGAUUUUUUUAGUUUCCCGAAAAUUAAAUACAGACUGCGUGGUCAAAGGUUCCAGUCACCAGAAGGAGCAGUUGACGCAUUCAAAAAUGCCGUUUUGGAUCUGCCAGCAAACGAGUGGAAUAUGUGCUUCGAAAAUUGGUUCGAGCGCAUACAGAUAAUGCUUCGAAAAACAAUAGUCAUUUAA